Messenger RNA from Parathielavia appendiculata, 522 nucleotides. RefSeq lists its product as uncharacterized. The record is from RefSeq and is a predicted model, not a curated record. Bases 155 to 472 code for a protein of 105 amino acids. The transcript has a single exon. NCBI's taxonomy places the organism in Eukaryota, Fungi, Ascomycota, Sordariomycetes, Sordariales, Chaetomiaceae.
GAUACAGAAUCGCAUCUAUCGUUGGGGUAUGCGACUGAAAGUAUAUAACGAGAAGGCGUUGUUGGGUCGUCGAAGUCCUCGCGAGAGGGAACCGCUAAUGAAUGGCAAGGGCUCAGAAUUCGAUAUUGAGUCGCAGUUUCGCUAGAUUGUCUCAAUGGCCAGUUGUCGCCCUUAUAGUAAAGUAUGCGUCGUCCUUGACGGAGCCGAACGAACACGUCAACGAGCAGCUUGGGCCAGCACGGACAAGGCACACAGAUGCGAUGCUCGAAGCUUGCGUGGAGGGUUGUUUGUGUCGAUUUUUUAUGCAAUCGCAGGUGAUGCGGUCUUUACAUCACUCGUCGAACACACGCAAUCGAAAUCACGAAGCCCGUUACCAGUAGUAGUCGAUGUCGCAUUUGCAGGUCGUUGGCCUCAUUGCGAAACUGAAUACCGUCAUCCAACUAACAAGGUAAGCCUGCGACGUUUACGCUGACUAACGUCACGAUAUGGAUAUAUCCAUAUUUGAUUAAAAGGGCCGCUAAC